GCCGAUACAAUCACAAGUCACGUUGCGCUGUGUACACAUGCUGCUGCUGCAAGCGUGUAUACAUGCAUUGCCUGAAUGCCUGUUCUGCUCUGUUCUGAUCAACAGCCACCAGUGUCACCACCACCGGCCCUCGCUAGCCCUACAUACAGCCGUGUGCCCCUGCGGCUCUCGUCCCCUUUCUUCUUCCCGGUCACAUCUCUCUCUCUCUCUCUCUCUCUCACAAAAGCGUGUGUGCCAGGGGCCGGCCGGCCUGUGAGGCCUGUGAGUCUGCUGCGACCGCGGCCGGCUGACUGACUCUGCCAGGCUAACUGGCGCGCACGCACGCCCGCACGCACACCCUCGCGCUUGGAGCGUUGCGAGGAUCGGAUCACAGUUCACUUUCAGAUCGCAAGGCCACCGCCCACCGGCCGGCUGCUUGCUGCCUGCUCCGCUUGUCGCCAUUGCUGGCGAGCUACUAGCUAGCUAGCUUCCGGGAUCGGACGACGGAGAGCGAGGUAGCCUCUGCGGCCGGCGCCGCCGCUGGCGUGCAGUGACGACGACCGAGCGCGAGUCCGCCGUGCGUGCGAGCUCUUCUCCCGCCGCGCGCGAUGAUGGGCGCCGUGACCUGCCGGAGCCGGACGAGCCGGCGCCGCUGCCACGCCGCCACCGCCCUCCUCGCCGCCGUCCUCUUCGCCGCGGCCAUGGUUGUGGCAACAGGGCGGCCGGUCCGUUUGCCAGCGGCGGCGCUGGCGAGGAGGCGGAUAGACUCGUCGUCGACGGCGAUGAUCAUGAACGCCGGCGGCAGGGCAGCGACCACCACCACGAGGUGGACAGCAGGCGCCGCCAUGGACGACGUCCUCCCAGCAGCAGCCCGGCGGCGGUGGCUGGUGGGUCCGGGGUCGUCGCCGCCGACGUGCCGCGCGCGGUGCGGGCGGUGCACGCCGUGCCGGCCCACCCGCGUGGCCAUCCAGCCCGGCGUCGGACCCCAGUGGGAGUACUACCCGGAGGUGUGGCGCUGCAAGUGCGGCAACAAGCUCUUCAUGCCAUGAUCGAUCGAUCAUCAACAAAAGACGAUGAGAGGGCGUGGAGACGACGACGACGACGAUGAACGACUGCGAAAAAAAAAAAAGGACCGGCCGGUGUGCCGUACGUUGAUUAAUUUUGCCAAGAUUAAGGGUGUACGUGCGUACAAAACGUACAAAAGGGGAGGACGGAGGAUCGAUGAUGGAUUUGGAUGGUGAGAGGGCGGUGAUUGGUUAGGUAAUUAGGCGUGUGUUAAGUGAUGCUCUUUGUCUGUGUAUAUGCAAAUCAGGCCGGAUCUUAUAUUAACUAGUGUACGUCUACAUGUUCUUCUUUUUUUGUUCCCUCUUUCCUUCUUGGUGAAACUGUUUUGCAUUUCUUUUAAUUUCUUGAACAGAAUGAAUGAAUGAAGGUCCUUGUAAUUAAUUAGAUGUUUCUUCAUGGGCUUUUAUUUAUA
Sorghum bicolor (sorghum) is the source of this 1456-nucleotide messenger RNA. RefSeq lists its product as uncharacterized. Gene Ontology annotation, biological process: guard cell differentiation; stomatal complex development. NCBI's taxonomy places the organism in Eukaryota, Viridiplantae, Streptophyta, Magnoliopsida, Poales, Poaceae. The transcript has 2 exons. The coding region runs from base 588 to 1028 and encodes 146 amino acids. The record is from RefSeq and is a predicted model, not a curated record.